AUGUCCAUAUCUCAUCCCACACUCUCUCCUUUACUCACUCUCGAGGCGGUUUUGUGUGACACCAGAGGUGGGGAAUUUAGAGCCUUUGCUGCCUACUUGCAGCACACAUAUUGUCUUGAAAACCUAUCGUUUUGGCUCGCUGUCGAGUGCUAUACAACCCAUGUCUCUCGCUCAAGCAUGGAGAAAAUUACCACUGCCAGUACCAGUACCAGUACCAGUACCGCUGUUACGGACUCGGAUGACGAUUCGGUGGCGCAAAAUACGGAAAGUUCCCUUGACACCCUUCCGACCUCGCUCACGGGUACAUUAAUGGAGGCACAGUGCCAUGCUAUAGUAUCCAUGUAUAUCACCUCGGACGCACCACACGAAAUAAACAUCCCAUGUGAGAUCCGCCUGAAACUUCUCGACCAACUGGACCAGAACAACUACCAUCCUAGCAUAUUCACGCCUGCUUCCAACUACAUCCUAGAGCUCAUGCGAACAAAUUCCUUUAUUCCCUGGCUACUGGAACCAAAUUCACCAGACUCACUACAAUCAAAAUCAAAAUCACAAUCAAAAUCACAAUCACAAUAUUCAUAUUCAUAUUCAUAUUCACAUUCAGAAAUAUCUACCCACACAAAACCUAAUUCUCACCCUAAUUCUAAUUCUAAUCCCAAACCUCAUCCUCAUCAGCUGCAGCAGCAGCACCAGCGAUCUCUUUCCUUUCCUAUGCUGACCUUAGGUGGCAGAAUAUCUAGGCUCAAGCCAAAUUCCCGUCGAAGUAUGUCUCUAAUGGAUGGCUGUGUUCUUGACCAACCCCUCUUAACUACCCAGCCAAAAUCUAUGCUCAAACGCAUAAAACUCUCUCUCUUUCGAACAGAUCUACAGCCCAUACUUGACAAUCAGGCUUCACGAUUGACCGGAGAAGACAACAGCAGGUGGCCAUCUUGGAAGAAAUUGCAACUACAUGUACAAGAUAGGUCAUUCUUAUCUUGCCACGUGGGACGCACAUACAAAACAAGGGUUGGAUCAAGAACAGGUCAGGCUAAACACAAAUGUUUCAUCACUGUACUUGACAUCGGAGACCUUUAUUCCUAUAAUGCUUCUGAUUCUUACGUUUAUUGUUCUUUUGCACAUGAGUGA
Molecule: messenger RNA, 1122 nt
Organism: Phycomyces blakesleeanus NRRL 1555(-)
Lineage: Eukaryota; Fungi; Mucoromycota; Mucoromycetes; Mucorales; Phycomycetaceae
Exons: 3
Coding region: 1-1122 (373 amino acids)
Source: RefSeq, a predicted model, not a curated record